Panicum hallii is the source of this 1071-nucleotide messenger RNA. RefSeq names its product NAD(P)H dehydrogenase (quinone) FQR1-like. The record is from RefSeq and is a predicted model, not a curated record. Gene Ontology annotation, molecular function: NAD(P)H dehydrogenase (quinone) activity; FMN binding. Lineage: Eukaryota; Viridiplantae; Streptophyta; Magnoliopsida; Poales; Poaceae. The coding region runs from base 339 to 956 and encodes 205 amino acids. The transcript is spliced from 4 exons.
AAUACCUCAGGGGAUACAAAGAUCUUGCGCCGAGGUGACUGCCGUGUGUUUCUUUUUCUUUUUUUUGAAGAAGUGAGGUGGCGGCCGAGGUGGAGUGGAAUAAAAAAAAAUAGAGGUCGUGUGUCCCGAGCCAUGCCCUGCGACGCUGCGUGCGUGACACACGAGACGAGGCCAGAUGCUUUGACGGCCUGCCCUUCUCCCCCAAUCUUCCGCAGCACACCACUGCUCCAACCAAGCUACUAGAAAUACUAGCUCUCUCCUGUCUCCAUCUCCACUCUCUGCCUGCUCAAAGCUACAAGCUCCGAUCCAACCUUCUUCUCCGAUCCAACAAGCUUCCAAUGGCGACCAAGAUCUACAUCGUGUACUACUCCACGUACGGCCACGUCGCGACGCUGGCGGAGGAGAUCCAGAGGGGCGCCGCGUCCGUCACCGGCGUCGAGGUGACGCUGUGGCAGGUCCCGGAGACGCUCUCCGGCGAGGCGCUGGCGAAGAUGGGCGCGCCCCCGAAGCGGGCGGGCGUGCCGGCCAUCUCCCCCGCGGAGCUCGUGGAGGCCGACGGCGUCCUCUUCGGGUUCCCCACCAGGUUCGGCAUGCUGCCGGCGCAGCUCAAGGCGUUCCUGGACAGCACCAGCGACCUCUGGUGCGAGCAGAGGCUCGCCGGAAAGCCCGCGGGCAUCUUCUGCUCCACCGGCUGCCAGGGCGGCGGCCAGGAAACCACCGCGUUGACGGCGAUCACCCAGCUGGUGCACCACGGCAUGCUCUUCGUGCCGGUGGGGUACACGUUCGGCGCCGGGAUGUUCGAGAUGGGGGAGGUCAAGGGCGGGAGCCCCUACGGAGCCGGCACCAUCGCCGGGGACGGGUCCAGGGUCCCCACCCCGCUCGAGCUGCAGCAGGCCUUCCACCAGGGGAAGUACUUCGCCGGGAUCGCCAAGAAGCUCAAGGGCGCCGCCGCUUGAUCGCCCUGAGAUUUGACAUCGGCAGCUUCUGGCUUUGUUUGCUAUGGAAUAAAAGAGUGUUAUUUAGCUGUAAACUUGGCUUUGUUGCAAAGCAGUGCUCACAAUCAGUUAGGGU